GCUGCCACUCUCGAUGAGUAUCGAGAUAUUCUGAUAGCAGAUACCUUUGUCGACCUGACGAGGCUGAAACUAAGGGCACAACAUGGUGUUCCUGCGGAGAUAAGAGGAGAAGUUUGGAAAUAUCUGCUAGAUGUAUCGAAACCAGAUAAGUCUGAAGAG
Guillardia theta CCMP2712 is the source of this 159-nucleotide messenger RNA. RefSeq lists its product as hypothetical. NCBI's taxonomy places the organism in Eukaryota, Cryptophyceae, Pyrenomonadales, Geminigeraceae. The transcript has 2 exons. The annotation marks the transcript as partial. The record is from RefSeq and is a predicted model, not a curated record.